Oncorhynchus gorbuscha (pink salmon) is the source of this 2167-nucleotide messenger RNA. Its product is annotated as zinc-binding protein A33-like. The transcript is spliced from 8 exons. Gene Ontology annotation, molecular function: protein binding. The coding region runs from base 402 to 1979 and encodes 525 amino acids. The record is from RefSeq and is a predicted model, not a curated record. NCBI's taxonomy places the organism in Eukaryota, Metazoa, Chordata, Actinopteri, Salmoniformes, Salmonidae.
AACCAGACUCCUGAUUUCCUGUAAACCCUACCCCGACUGUUGAAGAGUAGUACAGUUCAGCAUUUUAACUCUUCAACGCUCCAUGCUUCACACAUGCCUUAACUCCAGGAUUCUAAUUUACAUUGGGAUUUAAACUGUUAGAAAUACUGAACACUUACAAAGAGCGAAUAUGAAACAGACCUAUUCUGACUCAAAACGGUGACUUUCCAGAAGCUGAAACAGUAAUAAGUUCUGCUUUCCUGUAACUUCACCUUUCUGGAGGUGUUUCACCAAACUCAAUUACCAAAGGGCUGUUUGUGACCCUCACUCUACCGAACGCAACACCGGGAUUCUUAUGUACAAAGUUAGAAUCAACGGCUAAAGUGUACUGCCAGUAGUGCUGUUGCUGUAUCUGGUGUUCUAUGAUGACAACAUCUAUUCCUGUCCCUAAGCUGCUGAUGGACAUUCUGGAAGAGCUGGGUGAAAAUGACCUGAAAAGAUUUCAGUGGUACAUGAUUCAGAACAAGUUUGAAAGCUGUCCCUCCAUCCCAUCAAGUCAACUGCAGAAUGCAAAGAAGGAGGAAAUGGUGGAUAUGCUGGUGCGGACCUAUGGAGAGAAUAUGGCUGUAGAUGUCACACUGGAUAUCCUACGUAGAAUGAAAAACAAUAAUCUUGCUGCCCAGUUAACUGAAGCUUGUAAGGAGCGUAUAAAGAUCUCUCCGUCAGUGGCACCAUCUGAGAAAAUGGCUUCCAGAUUGUCUCUCCCAGAGGAGGAUCUCUCUUGUCCUGUGUGUGGUGAAAUCUUCAAGCGUCCUCUCAUCCUGUCCUGUAGCCACAGCUUCUGUAAAGAGUGUCUGGAGAAGACCUGGAAAAAGACCACAUCUCGGGGCUGUCCACUUUGCAGGAGCAUAUCUUCGAUGGAAUUACCUAACCUGGCUUUGAAGAACUUGUGUGAGUCCUUCUUACAGAAGACUGAAAAGAGAACUCAUACGAGUCUGGAUGAAGUCUCAUUCCAGACUGGCCUAAAGCCCCUUGAGGAGAAGCUGAAGGACUAUAAGAAAAUUCAACAAAUCUGUGCUCAAACAACUAAACACAUUAAGAGCCAGGCCCGGAACACAGAGAGGCAGAUUGAGGAGGAGUUUGAGAAGCUUUACCAGUUUCUACGACAGGAAGAGAAGGCCAGGAUAGCCGCAGUGGGGGAGGAAGAGCAGCAGAAGAUUCAGAUGAUGAAGAAGAUUGAAGAGAUGACCAGGGGUACAUUAUCACUUUCAGACACAAUCAGAGAUAUAGAGGAACUGCGAACUGAAGACAUCUCAUUGGUGCAGAACUACAAGGCCAUGAUAUGCACACUGCCCAAUCCAAAGCUGCUCUCAGGAGCACUGAUAAAUGUAGCCAAACACCUGGGCAACCUGCAGUUCAGAGUCUGGGAGAAGAUGCAGGGAAUCGUCAAACAAACUCCCGUGAUUCUGGACCCCAACACUGCCGCCCCUUGGCUUUCUCUGUCUGACGAUCUGACCAGUGUGAGUCAAAAAUGGAAGCAGCAACCUAUGAACCUAGAACGGUUUGAGAAUUAUCAAAUUGUACUGGGCUCUGAAGGGUUCAGCUCAGGAAAGCACAGCUGGGAGGUGGAGGUGGGGGACCAUCCUCUCUGGGAUAUGGGUGUGGCCGAAGAGUCCAUCGAGAGGAAGAAAAAUCUGACCGUGUCACCAGAAUGUGGAAUCUGGGCUAUUUGGUUGAGGAACAGCAAGUACAUAGCAGGAGUAGGUGGGAUCCUCCCUCUGCAGAGGAGACCCCAGAGGAUCAAAGUGCAGCUGGACUAUGACAGUGGGGAGGUAUCUUUCUACGACUCCAAAUAUAUGACUCACAUCUACACUUACAAAGACAUUACAUUUAAAGAGAGGAUGUACCCAUACUGUAUGGUUGGACCCAGUAGUAAUGCCACCAACCCUAAUAUAAAGAUCUGCCAAUCAGAGGUGUCUCUGACAAUGUUAUCUCAGUGAGGUGUGUGUUUCUGUGUGUCUUUGUGUGUGUGAAUUAACUUUGAUAAUGAUGGUGAUUAUAUCUGGAAGAUGAAAUCAGAUGAGAGCUUAAUCUGUUCAUCUUUUUUAGUGUGUCAAGUGAAAUAAUGUGUGUGUGAUUGUAGUUUCUCACAAUAAAUGUCAACUGGUAUAAUUUCUACUCUUUUAAA